Molecule: messenger RNA, 801 nt
Organism: Lytechinus variegatus (green sea urchin)
Lineage: Eukaryota; Metazoa; Echinodermata; Echinoidea; Temnopleuroida; Toxopneustidae
Product: leucine-rich repeat transmembrane neuronal protein 1-like
Exons: 2
Coding region: 1-801 (266 amino acids)
Molecular function (GO): protein binding
Source: RefSeq, a predicted model, not a curated record
AUGAAGAUGUUUAAAUUCCUUUGUCUUCUGUUCUUGUUACAAACAAGUCAAUCAAGAUGCCCAGAUCUCUGCGAUUGCCAGCAGAAGGCUGUCGUCAAUGUAGAAUGCAGAGAGCGUGAUCUAGACGACAUUCCACAGGACCUCCCGUGCGAAAUUGGUUUGCUUGACUUGCGUAGAAACUUCAUUACUGCCCUGAGGAAAGAAUCAUUUUCAUGCCAAAAUGAGUUGGUUGUGCUUCUCCUGACCCACAACCAGCUUUGCUUCAUAGAGGAGGAAGUCUUUGAUGAUGCAGAAGAUCUGGUGUACAUUGACCUCGGCUCAAACCUCCUGAAGCGUUUACCAUACCUUGGUACUUUACCUUUCAUUCAAGAGAUAUCCAUCAUCCGGAAUUCUUUGACGGAUUGGAAUCAUCAAACACUCGGCAACAUAUCCGGACCACACCUUUCAUCCCUUCACCUUGCAUUCAACAAACUCAAGAAUCUACCGGAAUUACCAUUUAAAAUAUCUGCUCUAGAUCUAAAGGGAAAUGCAAUCACUGACCUGUCUAAACCAGUGUUUUUACAUCCGAAAACUGUAUUAAGUCUGGACAUUUCCUUCAACAAUGUUGAGUACCUGCACAGACUGCAAACAAUGGAGAACCUUAAGACACUCUCUCUUGCAUUCAACCAAAUAAGAGAAAUUACAACCACUGUCUUCAUUCACCUACCUUCGAUUGAAACAAUCAACCUUCAAGGAAACAACAUUGUAGAUGUGUCUGCCAUCCAUGAUAUUCCACACCUUUGCCAAGACUUCAAGAUCUAG